Messenger RNA from Hypomesus transpacificus, 1774 nucleotides. Its product is annotated as glomulin-like. The transcript is spliced from 18 exons. The coding region runs from base 5 to 1774 and encodes 589 amino acids. Gene Ontology annotation, molecular function: ubiquitin-protein transferase inhibitor activity. The record is from RefSeq and is a predicted model, not a curated record. Gene Ontology annotation, cellular component: cytoplasm. NCBI's taxonomy places the organism in Eukaryota, Metazoa, Chordata, Actinopteri, Osmeriformes, Osmeridae.
AGACAUGGUGCUAAUUACUGAGAACCAGUUCCAUGAUGUCAUUCAGAGAUGGCGAGACACCCCAGAUGACCGUUUGAAACCAGAGGACCACAAGCUCUUCCACAAUGUUGGAUCCACAUGUAUUUCUCAAGGUGACAGUGCCCAAAUGCUGAAUUUCAUUCAGGAUGACAAAAACCAGAAUAUAGUGAGAUCUAUGGGCUGUGGCCUCUUGGGAAUUCUGGUGAAUGAGAUGCAGAGGAAGAAUAAUUCUGACUGUCAGAUCAUUAUCACACACCUGACAAAGACAUGCAGACCAAAGGAGGUCCUGUUUGCUUUGCUUGAACCAUUAAAGGAUAUUCAUCCUGAUGCCAUUGCAGACACUGUCACGGUUGUCACCCCUCAUCUUCAGACAGCGCUGCUGCGUCUGGGGGAGGACAAGGCCCCCUCGGUGGGGCUGUCUCUGUCGGCUCUGCAGAAGCAGGUGUCCAGGCUGCCUGUACCCUACACUCCCCAGCAGGAAAAGGACGACGGGUACGGCCUGUGCCGCUGCUGCGCCGCCCUCACCGCCUUCCUGAGGCCCUUCGUGGAGGAGGUGAGGAGAGGAGACGGCGUUUCCCCUCGAGACGACGGGCUGCUGAGGACCGAGCUCCUCAAGUUUUGUAUGGAGAGCCUUAGAGAGCCUCUCCUUCAGGCACAACUAGACCAAGUCACGACGGAACGAUCACCCAUGUGGGUUUACGCAAGAGACACACUGGUCACCCUCAUGGCCGUCCAGGAGUCUCUUCCUGAUCUCCUGUUCUACGGCUCUCUGAGGAAGAACCUUGCGGUUGACGACGCCCAGGAGGUCCAGGCUCGUGCCUGCUUGGCGUACCUGAUCUUCGUCCAGUUCAUCACCAUUGAGAGCUUCCCAGCUGUCUUCAGUCCUGUGUUCGUUCUGCAGUGCAACAUGGAAUAUAUCAACCUGUUAUUGAGCAGGAAGGAUGAAUCUUGGCUACUCAAAGGCUUGGCCUUGUAUGCAAAAAGCUUGGAGCUAGUUGAAGACCGCAGCCUCCCAGUUGAGCUACUGGAACUGAAGACUUUUUACACAGUUCCACAGAACCUGGUGCAAAUCCUGACUGAUUGUCCGAUCAAGCACUUGAGAGAAAGAGGGCUAAAUGUUUUCCAGCUCUUCAUAGACAAAUUGGAUGUUGAGGCAAAACACAAGUUCUUCAGGUGCAUAUUAAAAACUACUCAGCAUGCAGGAGUAGAGGGUUAUGUGAUCAAGAAUAUCAAGAAUCAGGUUGAAUACUCUAUGAAGCCAGGUAAUAUGAACAGCCUGUUUCUGGGAGACCAGUUUCUCCCCUUGCUGAGCCUGGUGCUGUGUUUGCCCCAAGGCCCCGAGACUGACCUCCUACACGGCAUGGACAGGAUCAUGGAGUCUCUGAAUCUUUUACGUCUCCUGGUCAUCAGAGACAAGGAAUGGAAGAGAACUACAGGGGUAUGGAUGGAACUGUGUAAGAUUAAGGACGACUUCCUGAAGCUACUGCGCGUGUGCCUGAGCAUGUCGAGAUCUUACUACUUAACGCAGGUCAAGACCAUGAGAGAGGACCGAAAGAUACAAGCAAGAGAGGCCAGAAUGGCUCAAACAAGCAUGGUGGUCAAAAGCAUGACCGUGAAACAGGAAAAGGUGUCAGACAUGCCCCCUGAGAUCCAGUAUCAGGUACUGCAGAGCGCGUUGGUUACAUUUGAUCUGAUGGAAAGCAUUAUUUUCCGGAUUGAAGAGAUUAUAAAAGAGAAAGAAGAACACCAGCAAUAA